This is a messenger RNA of Trichosurus vulpecula (common brushtail), 1234 nucleotides long. Its product is annotated as PITH domain-containing protein 1-like. The record is from RefSeq and is a predicted model, not a curated record. Gene Ontology annotation, cellular component: nucleus. NCBI's taxonomy places the organism in Eukaryota, Metazoa, Chordata, Mammalia, Diprotodontia, Phalangeridae. Bases 1 to 639 code for a protein of 212 amino acids. The transcript has a single exon.
AUGUCGCAGGGGCACAGCCACGGUGGGGGCCGCGGCUGCCGCUGCGCCGCAGAGCACGAGGAGCCGCCAGAGCAGCGCGGCCCGGCCUACGGACUCUACCUGCUCAUCGAUCUGGAGCGCCUGCAGUGCCUCAAUGAGAGCCACGAGGGCAGCGGCCGCGGAGUCUUCAAGCCGUGGGAGGAGCGGGCCGACCGCACCAAGUUUGUAGAAAGUGAUGCUGAUGAAGAGUUGCUGUUUAAUAUUCCGUUUACAGGUAAUGUUAAACUGAAAGGAAUCAUUAUUAUGGGAGAGGACGAUGACUCGCAUCCUUCAGAGAUGAGACUGUUCAAAAACAUUCCACAAAUGUCUUUUGAUGAUACAGACCGAGAACCUGAUCAGACUUUUAGUCUAAAUCGAGACCUCACCGGAGAAUUAGAAUAUGCUACAAAAAUUUCUCGUUUUUCAAAUGUCUAUCAUCUCUCUAUUCAUAUUUCAAAAAACUUUGGUGCUGACACCACAAAGGUGUUUUAUAUUGGACUGAGAGGAGAAUGGACUGAGAUGCCUCGACAUGAGGUGACUAUCUGCAAUUAUGAAGCAUCAGCUAAUCCAGCAGAUCACAAGGUCCAGCAGGUCAUCCCACAGACACACUUCAUUUCUUAAAGGCAAGCUGGGGCUCCCACAGAAGCUUGUGUUCAGUGAUGAUGUCAGACAAUUGUUUUGGAAGGAAAAAGAUGGGGCUUGAGAGAGAAUGGCUUUUGCAGCUUCCCCUGAAGCUUUGUUGCUGGGGGCCUGAAAACUGAGGACACCAAACCAUUGGCAAGAGCUACUGGAUUGUUGAAGACAGUUUGGCACUUUGGGCACUGUAGAAAUUGGGUCUUGAGCCUGUUGGAAAUCUGAAAGUCAUGGAUAACCCUCAAUUUCCCAGUUUGGAUGUGGCUAUGGACUCUCUAAGUGUUUUUAUCCCUUUGUGGCAGGACUUGUGUGUAACCUUUUUAAAAAUCAGUGAUUUACCACUCCUGGGUUGCCUGUAGCAUUCCAAGAUCUUGAGAUUUUGUUCAUGGUGUUUGCCAGUAAGAUCUCCAUCUUGAAACAUCUCUUUUUGCUUGCUCCCUACUGUUUGUGUGAAGUAUUUUGUGUUCGUUGUGGCUAAGCCACUCAGGUCUACCAGGUAGCUGCUACCCCUUCUUGAAGUACCCUGGGAUUGUGGCUAUAAAGCUAAUCUCUUGAUCACAUUUACAGCUUUGCACCCUUUCUU